Molecule: messenger RNA, 1026 nt
Organism: Penicillium expansum
Lineage: Eukaryota; Fungi; Ascomycota; Eurotiomycetes; Eurotiales; Aspergillaceae
Product: mitochondrial 37S ribosomal protein uS9m
Exons: 2
Coding region: 1-1026 (341 amino acids)
Biological process (GO): translation
Cellular component (GO): ribosome; mitochondrial small ribosomal subunit
Molecular function (GO): structural constituent of ribosome; RNA binding
Source: RefSeq, a predicted model, not a curated record
AUGACCCGACAAAAAACAAGACACUCGGAGACCAUCAGCGGCCUCCAUCUAGGACCUCAAAUCCGAGUUCAAGCCGCCAAUUCCCCGCCAAUUCCACCAGCCAUGGCGUGGCACAAACCAACCAGCCUCGCACAGGCGAUGCAAUCCCUCCGCCUCACCUCCACCCUCACAAAACCCUCAAUCCAAGCCUCCCGAACAACCCUCAACACCCUCCGCACGCGCACCUACGCAACAGAAGCCGAAUCCGUCCCCGCGGCUGCAGCCCCAGAAAUCAACUUCGGCUCUUUCAGUCAAAAGCCCGCCCGCAUCAUCCCCUCCUCUCCAUCCUACUUCUCCGGCAGCCCGCGGUUCAUCGACCAUGUCCUGCAGUUGGAAGCUCUGCAGGCGAAGCAUGCCGCACUCCCUAUAGUGGCUACCAGCGAGGCACCACGCAUGGCAUGGUUCAAGCUGGCCCAGUUCCGCGAUUUCGUGGGCGAGCCCGUGCCCAUGAAGAAAUACAAGUCGCUAGUCAAGAUCCUGCAGCGGUUGAACCGCAUCGAGCCCGAUAUGGUUCCUACCGAGGUGCGCGAUACUCUCGCCUCAUUCUUGCGUCCUGGUAACCCGUACGCGGUGGAGAAUGUUCCCCAGACGGUGGAUGAGAAUGGGCGCGCUCGCGGGAAGGGAAAGAGGAAGGAGUCUUCAGCUGUUGUGCAGCUUGUUGAGGGUGAGGGUGAGGUGCUGGUUAAUGGAAAGAGUAUUGUGGAAGUAUUUAAGCGUGUUCAUGAUCGUGAGAGUGCGCUUUGGGCGCUGAGGUGUACACAGCGAUUGGAUAAGUAUAACGCUUGGAUUCGGGUGCAGGGUGGUGGUGUUACUGGUCAGGCUGAGGCGAUUACAUUGGCUCUUGGUCGGGCUUUGCUGUUGCAUGAGCCUGGGUUGAAGGCGGUUCUGAGGAAGGCUGGUGCUAUCACAGUCGACGCCCGUCGCGUCGAGAGAAAGAAGCCUGGUCACGUCAAGGCCCGCAAGAUGCCUACCUGGGUCAAGCGUUAA